CUGAUCCUCACUGAGAGGAUGCUAUCGAUCAGGCUUGCAAAUGCUUCCCCCUCCAGUUUGGCAAGCAUGCUAGUGUGCGCAAUUAGACUUUUUCUGCUUCUUAUAGGCUUAUCGCACAAGGUGAUGUGAGCGGCGGCGGCGGCGGCGGCACACUGCAUGGGAAAGCCGAGGCAUCAAUGCAGAACUCCUCAUCGCUGUUCGGGAUGGUCAGCCACUGUCAGACGCCGACCUUCACGGACUUCACCGGCGUGGCGCUCUCCGUGUACGGCAGCAAGGCGGACAUCUGUGCGCUGCGAGCCGGGAACGGCGGCGGUUUUGGAUCUCAGGUUUGCCGGAGCCCCCAUGACACCCCGACUCACAUGAACUGCGCCAGCCCGAAGCGACUCAGCGCGCCCGAGCAGAAGGCGCAUCUGUCCGCCAAACCUCCGCGGUCGUGCUUCUCUCUCCCACCCAUGCAAGUGAAUGGUGCCUACUGCUCAGAGAAAGAUGUAGACGCUGAGCUGGGUGACGGUGAGGGAACCCUGAUGCGAUGUGGGCAGAGCCUGCCACUGCCAGUGGGGGGUCAUUCAGGGGGACUUUACCCCCAGAGCCUCCACUGUGACAGACCUACCCCCAACCUCCUUUUGCAGGACGGCCCUCACCAAGACACCAGAUCCUCCUCUGCCUUCCAGAGGACCCUGCCGGGGGCCUCCCCUGGCCUGGGCUGCAGCAAUGCCAGUGCGGCUCGCUCCUCUCUCCCUUACCUAAUCAAACAGGAGAACUCAAUGGGCUAUAAAAUCUCCAGCACAGGGUCAGAGGUCCAUAGCACGUCUCAGGCUGGGUUUCAGAACUGUAGAGCAGGCCAAGUUUUGGGGGUGGCACGGGACGAUACAGUUGGAGCUCCGCAUGUUAGCAACAACGGUAGCGGCGUAUGCGCAGCAGGCGCUGUAGGUAGUGCUGUGUCAAGGGACACAGUGCAACCGUUUAAUAAUGAAGAUGGCUCCUCCCCACUGGCUUUGUCUCCAACUGGCUCCCGUCAUUCAGCGCGGCCGCUCAGUGCUAGCAAUCUGAAGAGACGCUGCCUGUCCCUGGCCUCGCAGUCCACUGCCGCUGCUGGCACCGGCAGCGUUGCUGCCACAGGUUCCCCAUCAGCUACUGGUACUGCUUCUGAGGAGAUCAAUAUCACCGCCAUCAUCUGCUCUUCCUCCCAGAUGUCGAUGGUGGCCUGCGUCAACGGGUUCCGCACUAACCUCUCACCCAGCCACACCAGCAGUGCGGGGUUCUCCUCCUCUUCCUCCUCCUCUUCUACGUCCCCACCCUCUAACUCUUGCUCAGUGGAAGCCCUCCAGAGGCCCCCACCUCACGGCAGCCCCCAGCAAGCCACGGUACAGGAGAGCUGUAAGCUGUCCUCACCUGCCACCUGCCUGCUGUCCCUUUCCUCCUCCUCCUCCACGUCCUCCUCUUCAGUGUCCUCAGUGGAGCCGGAGCAGAGCCAGGGGCAGAGCCAGGGGCUGUGUGAGGAGCAGGGCUCCAUGCUGCAGGGGCGUGGGGCUGGAGGAACAGCUGGUGGAGGAGUGGGAGGAGGAGGAGGCUCGGACGGGUUGGGGCUACUGAUGAGUGGGGCCCUGAUGUCUGGUACAAUGCAUUCGGGACCUGAAGCUGGGGCUCACCUGGAUGGGGGCCAAAGAUCUGGGGCUCCCCUCAAGCAGGAGCCCCUUGAUGACUUCUCCCCCAGUGAAGACGAACUCUUUCAGCACCACUAUCAUCAUCACCAUCACUUGAGUGGUCGUAGUGGGCACCUUUGUCACCCUCACCACCCCCCUCGACCUGCCAUGCCUCCACCCUACCAUCUGCACCAAUAUGUGGGGCCCAGCCCUGGGGGCCUGCUGCACCACCAGAGCCAGCAAACAGCGCCAGCCUCUGCCCUGGGACACAAACAGACCUCCGGAGGCCCUCCUGGGUCCCACACAGCCCCAGAGCAGGAAGAAGUCGUUGGAGGAGCACUGGGUGAUAAGCAGGUCUGUCGCUGGAUUGACUGCAGUGCUGCAUACGAGCAGCAGGAGGAGCUUGUGAGGCAUAUUGAGAAGGUCCACAUCGACCAGCGCAAAGGUGAGGACUUCACCUGUUUCUGGGCUGGCUGCAUUCGCCGCUACAAGCCCUUCAACGCACGCUACAAGCUGCUCAUUCACAUGAGAGUCCACUCCGGAGAGAAACCUAACAAGUGUAUGUUCGAGGGCUGCAACAAAGCAUUUUCACGUCUGGAGAACCUGAAGAUCCACCUGAGGAGCCACACAGGGGAGAAACCGUACCUGUGCCAGCACCCCGGCUGCCAGAAAGCUUUCAGCAACUCCAGUGACCGCGCCAAGCAUCAGCGCACUCACCUGGACACGAAACCAUAUGCAUGUCAGAUCCCCGGCUGUACCAAGCGUUACACAGAUCCCAGCUCCCUACGCAAACAUGUCAAGAUCCACUCGGCCAAAGAGCAACAGGUGCGUAGAAAGCUUCGGCCCUGCCCUCACCUGGAGCAGGAUGUCCUGAGUGAUUGUUUGUCCAUGCAGCACCUUCAGAGCUCCACCUCCUCACAGCACCUCUACAACGGCAAAGAUGGUCGUUCUCCUGGACUAGGCCAAGACAUCUUCACAGGCCUGUACACUGGCGACAGCACCCCGCACCACAGUGCCUCUGUGGAGCUCCUCUCCCCUAACCCCAACGCCGUCUCUGCCACUGACCUGCCCUCUCGACAACACCGACUAGACCGGGACCUGGGCAGCCCUCAUCACCUGUCCCCACUGACCGCCAUGGACGGCACGAGAGAUGGGGUGUCGGGUCCCCUCCUGUCUCCUGGGAUGAAGGGAACAGGGACGCCUCCUCCUCCUCCUCCGCCUCCUCCACUGGAGAAACAGCAUGUUCACCCUCACCAAAAGCCCUACUCUCACUAUCACCAUCAUCAGUCUGCCAACGACGAAUACCAAGGCAGCUUUCAGAGCUGCUUCCAUUUCGGAGACUCCUACAGGAUGGAGCAGACAGUCGGUGGUGUCCACGUCCCAGGAGACACUCACGCCUACACUUCCCAUCAGCACAAUGGCUUCCACAUGUUGACUAGCAACACUGGCCCUGCAGGCUUCAGCUUGACCCAGGAGCUGCAUGGAAAUGCAGGGUGCCAGUUCUCUUCAAGCCCAGAGGAGAGCAUUUUCUUCCAGGGACGCUCCACUGAGGAGUACUACUCAGCAUGUAAAACACAUGUAGAGAGUCUUCUGUGGCUGUGAAGGACGCUUUCUGAAGUCUGAGAAAAUAACCCCAAUGAUGUCAUAGUGAUGUCAUCAGGGUUAUUUGGGCUUGGGCUUGAGGCAGAUUUAUAACAGAGAGCCUCUGUUAUGAACUUGGGAUGUGUACUUUGAAAUAUGUGGGCAUUUACCCUGCAGGGAGGGUCUUCCCAAAGAUGCGGUUGAGCUGCAGUAUGAGAAUUGUAGGAUGUGUUAUUCUUGGAGCUUGACCCAUACAAGAGACUAAAAGUCGGGAUAUUUCAGCCUCUGCGGGAUCAAUUUUGUCCAUUCUGUUUUUAAUCUGUCUCUUCCAAGUCCGCCAAUGUAAUGAAAGUACAAUGCUAAAAUCGCUGGGAGGUCCCUUUAUUCAUUCUGAGACCGUUCAGAUUCGUCUUGUGAUCCCAUGUGGGGGUCAGACGCCCUGCUUGGGAACCGCUGGGUUAGAAAGAUUUUAAAUAUGUAAAAAGGAAGCCUUAAAAAAACAAACCCUAUUUGAUCUGGUUCUGGCUGAUACAAUUUUUACUCAUGUUAAAUGAAGGAAUGACACGAGACAAA
This is a messenger RNA of Xiphias gladius (swordfish), 3797 nucleotides long. It is a transcript of the gene glis1b, whose product is annotated as zinc finger protein GLIS1. The transcript has 12 exons. The record is from RefSeq and is a predicted model, not a curated record. Lineage: Eukaryota; Metazoa; Chordata; Actinopteri; Istiophoriformes; Xiphiidae. Gene Ontology annotation, cellular component: nucleus. Bases 177 to 3245 code for a protein of 1022 amino acids. Gene Ontology annotation, molecular function: RNA polymerase II cis-regulatory region sequence-specific DNA binding; DNA-binding transcription factor activity, RNA polymerase II-specific. Gene Ontology annotation, biological process: regulation of transcription by RNA polymerase II.